UGUGGCAGUAGUACCCAGCAUAAUCUACAUGGAGACCACUGAGAACUUCUGUGUCCAGAUAAACAAUCUGAAGGAAACACUCAACUUGACCCUCUUGUUGGACUCCGAGGUCCUGAAUCAAGUGACGGUAAAAGAAAAAGAUGUAUUUCAAUGUGUUCCUUUCCAGAUUCCCAGGCGGAGCAACAUUUCUCUUCCAUCAGAAGCCAUUCUUCAGUUGACUGGAAAUGGCUUGACCCAGAGUUUCCAGAACCGCAAAGAAGUGCAAAUCGAGAAACCAAAGCAUCUGGUUUUCAUCCAGACGGACAAACCAAUCUACAGAGCGGGACAAGAAGUUAAGUUUCGCAUCGUCUCUAUGGAUAAAGAUUUACAUCCCAUGAAGGAGGAGUUUCCAGUUGUGUACAUCCAGGAUCCCAAAAACAACCGGGUGUUCCAGUGGAGAGAUGUGGAGACUCCAUUGGGCAUAAUCCAGCUUUCCUAUUCUCUGUCUUCUGAUCCCCGCUUGGGCACCUACAAAGUGGUGGUAGAGAAAGACUCCGAGAAAGUUGCAGAUUACAGCUUUGAGGUAGACGAAUACGUUCUGCCCAAAUUUGAGCUUUUGGUGAAGGCCCCGAAACUCAUCACAGUUGUGACUAAGAAAAUAGAAGUCAGUGUGUGUGGCAGGUACACCUAUGGGAAACCGGUGCCUGGCCUGAUGAAACUGAGCCUCUGCCGGCAUCCCCAAAAAGUGCCUUUCCAGUGUAAUACUGAUGAAAGUCUGUGUACAGAAUUUGAAGGCAAGGUAAGGAGGGACAUUGAGUUUCCACAGCUGGGAUAUCUUUAUAGACCUAUUUUAAACCUAUUUCUUUGCUGUUUUUUUUUUAAAAUGGGGAUUAUGUUUUCUUGAUUCAUUCUGGCAAAUAGUAGGGAGGGUCAUAUUCAGACGAUUGUUGAGACAAUUGAAAAUAGUUCAGACAAUUGAAAAUAUUCAAUGCUUGCUUUAUUGAAACUGUAUGGAAAAAAAUAGCAAAAAGAGACAUCAUUAUCCCCCCAUUUUCAAACAUGUUUCUUUCAAUUAAAUUGCUCUGCAUUGAAAUAAGAGUGGAGUGGAGUGGAAUGGAGUGGAAUGAAGC
Molecule: messenger RNA, 1109 nt
Organism: Notechis scutatus (mainland tiger snake)
Lineage: Eukaryota; Metazoa; Chordata; Lepidosauria; Squamata; Elapidae
Source: RefSeq, a predicted model, not a curated record